UAACUUUGUAACAGACAGAAAUUCUGGUGAAGUCAUGACAGUCGGAAUCAACGCUAUCAAAGAACUGGUGGCCCGGUGUCCUCUGUCUAUGUCUGAAGACCUUCUGCAAGAUCUGGCACUGUACAAAACCCACAAAGAUAAAAAUGUCGUGAUGUCAUCCAAAGCUCUUAUCCAGCUCUUCAGAAGUCUGAAUCCACAGAUGCUACACAGAAAAGACAGGGGAAAGCCCACAGAAUUUUCCAAAGAGGCCAAGAUUCAAUGUUACGGUGAACUGGAGGCCAAAGGCUACAUCCCUGGAGCUGAAGUGCUGGAGGUGGAAGAGAAUGCAGAGAUGGAAGACGGUCAAGAUGGCUGGGAAAUCGCCAGCAUGAGUGAAGGUGAUGAUGAAGAUGGAGAAUGGGUGAACGUGCAACACUCCUCCGAUGAAGAGCAGACAGAAGUGACUGAGAAAUUGCAGAGUAUCCCGGAGGACGAGCGGAAAGCUUAAGCCACCGAGGUCAGCGGCAGCCGACUCCUCACGCAAGACAACAAAAAUCGCCCAGAUUGGCAAAGAGGUCAACGCUGCACCCGGCAAGGGUCAGAAGAGGAAGAACGCAGAGAUUGAUG
Triplophysa dalaica is the source of this 606-nucleotide messenger RNA. Its product is annotated as protein SDA1 homolog. Lineage: Eukaryota; Metazoa; Chordata; Actinopteri; Cypriniformes; Nemacheilidae. The transcript has 6 exons. Bases 35 to 487 code for a protein of 150 amino acids. Gene Ontology annotation, biological process: ribosomal large subunit export from nucleus; ribosomal large subunit biogenesis. The record is from RefSeq and is a predicted model, not a curated record. Gene Ontology annotation, cellular component: nucleolus.